This is a messenger RNA of Eutrema salsugineum, 1784 nucleotides long. Its product is annotated as probable pectinesterase/pectinesterase inhibitor 33. Lineage: Eukaryota; Viridiplantae; Streptophyta; Magnoliopsida; Brassicales; Brassicaceae. The record is from RefSeq and is a predicted model, not a curated record. Gene Ontology annotation, molecular function: pectinesterase inhibitor activity; pectinesterase activity. Gene Ontology annotation, biological process: cell wall modification. The coding region runs from base 1 to 1779 and encodes 592 amino acids. The transcript is spliced from 3 exons.
AUGCUUAGAGGUAUCUUCCACAUUUGCCUCUUGGCAUCAUUUCUUCUUCUAUCAUUCUCCUCCGCCGUGUCCGAUGGUAACUUCACCGGCGGACCCGUUUCUCCUCCGCCGUGGGACCACAAUGUUACCCCACCGCCAAAAACCGCACCAUCCCCAUCCCCCACCACGAGUUCUCCUACCGCCUCACCACCAUCUCCUGGCCCAGCGGCUGCACCGUUUCCGACCGAAACCGGCUCUGUUUCCGGCGACAUGACAUGGUGGUGCAACAAGACUCCACACGCUGAGACAUGCAACUACUACUUCCGAAAUAGCCCACAUUACAACAUUAACCGACCACCAAGGCUCCGGUCCGAAUUUCUACGAAUGCUGGUCCGCAUAGCACUUGACCAAGCCGUCAUCACACACGCUCAAACCGUGAAAUUCGGUCCGAGCUGCACCAACAACCAAAGGAAAGCCGCUUGGUCAGACUGCGUAAAGCUCUUCCAAAACACGGUGGCUCAGCUUAACCGAACGCUCAAGGGACUUAACCCAACGGCUUCUAAUGAUGUCAAGUGUACGGACUUCGACGCACAGACGUGGCUCAGCACGGCUCAGACUAACAUCGAGACGUGCCGCUCCGGCUCAGAGGAUCUUAACGUCUCUGAUUUUGUUAUGCCGGCGAUCUCCAACAAGAACUUGUCGGAUUUGAUUGGAAACUGCUUAGCCGUCAAUGGAGUCCUCAUGAAGCAACAUAAUCACACGACUGCUAACCACAAAGAACUCUUCCCAAGCUGGGUCACAAGACACGAGAGACGAUUACUCGUAUCGGCCUCUUUAGCUAGAUCAAUACCCCACCUAGUAGUGUCACAAGACAGGUCCGGCCAUUUCCGAUCGAUCCAGGCGGCGAUAAACAUUGCAGGACGACGUAGAAUCAAGUCAAGAUUCAUAAUAUAUAUAAAGAAAGGUGUUUACAGAGAGAACAUUGAAGUCGGCAACGAUAACCACAACAUCAUGCUCGUUGGCGACGGCGAAAGAAAAACAAUCAUCACCAGCGGUAGAAGCGUCCAGCGCGGCUACACCACCUAUAACUCCGCAACUGCUGGAUUUGGAGGUCAACGGUUUGUAGCAAAGGACAUGACAUUCAUCAACACAGCAGGGCCAUUACGUGGCCAAGCAGUGGCGGUUCGAUCAUCCUCUGACCUAGCUGUUUUCUACCGUGUUGGUAUCCAUGGAUACCAAGACACGCUCUACAUUCACUCACAACGUCAGUUCUUUAGAGAGUGUUACAUCUCAGGCACCAUAGACUUCAUCUUCGGAAACGCAGCUGUUGUGUUUCAAAACUGCAUGAUUCUCGUUAGACGCCCUCUCCGAGGCCAAGCCAACGUUAUAACUGCUCAGGGUCGAGGUGACCCUUUUCAAAAUACAGGCAUAACCAUCCAUAGCUCAAGGAUAAUCGCAGCUUCUGAUCUGAGGCCUGUGAUUCGAGCCUACAAGACCUAUUUAGGUAGACCGUGGCAAGCGUAUUCGCGUGUCACGAUCAUGAAGACCUAUAUAGACAACUCGGUCAGUCCCUUGGGAUGGUCUCCUUGGUUAAGAGGAUCCAAUUUUGCUCUCAAUACAGUUUUUUAUGGAGAGUAUAAAAAUUUUGGACCGGGUUCUUCCACGAGGGGGCGGGUCCGGUGGAAAGGUUUCCACGCCAUAACCAGCGCUGCGGUUGCUUCCCGGUUUACUGUGGGAAGCCUUAUCGCUGGCGGUUCAUGGUUGCCUUCCACUGGCGUGCCGUUCAAGACAGGGUUGUGAAGAGA